Molecule: messenger RNA, 1455 nt
Organism: Amborella trichopoda
Lineage: Eukaryota; Viridiplantae; Streptophyta; Magnoliopsida; Amborellales; Amborellaceae
Product: putative ribose-5-phosphate isomerase 3, chloroplastic
Biological process (GO): pentose-phosphate shunt, non-oxidative branch
Molecular function (GO): ribose-5-phosphate isomerase activity
Source: RefSeq, a predicted model, not a curated record
GGUACUUAGCGGUCAAUUUUGAAUAUUUCGGACCAUUCUCUCUCUCUCCAAAGAGUUGAUAGGGAUAAAUAAACCGAAACGCAGGUACCCAAUCUCCACCCGUCUCGCUUCUCUCAUCAAUCCCUCUCAUUCCAUAUUCGCCUGUUUUCUUCCCCAAAUAAACCAGAGCCAGAAAAAAGGAAGGGGAAGAAAGACAGCACUUCCUCCAAAAGAUCCACUGGCAAGUCCAUAAUCCCUAUUCCUCUUCUCUCUCCGUUUCAGUACCAUCACCCCCUUCCAAUCUCAGUAUCCCACCACCAAUGGCCACCUUAUCCCCUAUCUCCUCUCUCUCUCCGUCCAACCUCAAAUGGGUUCGCUCCAAUUCGUCUUUCUACAUUCGCCUCCCCUCCUCCUGUCCUUCUUUCUCAAAACCCACAUGUUCCCCCAUGUCCAUUAAAGCUCUCUCUGCACCUGUUCUCACUCAAGACCAGCUCAAGAAGCUUGCUGCCGAUAAAGCAGUCGAAUAUGUAAAGAGUGGAAUGGUAUUGGGCCUUGGAACUGGUUCAACUGCUGCAUUUGUGGUUGCAAAGCUUGGUGAGCUGUUGAAGGAAGGGGCUCUCAAAGAUAUAAUUGGAAUACCCACCUCGAAGCGCACAGAAGAGCAAGCUGCUUCACUGGGUAUUCCUCUCUCUCUACUUGAUCACCACCCCAAUAUUGAUUUAGCCAUUGAUGGGGCUGAUGAGGUUGAUCCUGAGCUCAAUUUGGUGAAAGGGAGAGGUGGAGCUCUUCUGAGAGAGAAAAUGGUCGAAGCUGCAUCUGCCCAAUUCGUUGUUGUGGCCGAUGAGUCCAAAUUGGUUGAUGGUUUAGGUGGAAGUGGGCUCGCCAUGCCCGUUGAAGUGGUGCAAUUUUGUUGGAGCUACAAUGCUAAGAGGUUGCAGUCUCUUUUCAAGGAGGAGGGCUGUGAGGUCAAGCUUAGGAUGGAUGGGGAUAAGCCAUAUGUUACCGAUAAUUCGAAUUAUAUUGUGGAUUUGUAUUUUAACACACCCAUUAAGGAUUCGAGAGCAGCUGGUGCUGAGAUUUCGAAGCUCGAGGGUGUGGUGGAACAUGGGUUAUUCUUGGAUAUGGCCACCGCUGUGAUAAUUGCUGGUUCGGACGGUGUUACACUCAAGACAAAGUGAUAAAGAGGUACACAUGCGCCAUUUUGUUUAGUAUAUCUCUCUCUCUCUCUCUCUUUCUCUCUCUCUCUCUCUCUCUGGUAUUAGAGGGUGUUUUGCCGAUCUAAUUAUUUGGGAAUCUUAGUGAGAGGAAAAGGCAUGCCUUUAAGAAUGAAAGCUACUUUGAUGUACUAGAAACACAAAAGGGAACUUUUGGGUACUGCCUUUCUUUUGUACCCUCCCCUGUUGGGAAAUAAAGUGGAGGGCCUUUGAGACUCUUGUUUCUACAAAUAUAUAAUUUCUGUUGCAGACUUGUUUUUUA